Molecule: messenger RNA, 978 nt
Organism: Schistosoma mattheei
Lineage: Eukaryota; Metazoa; Platyhelminthes; Trematoda; Strigeidida; Schistosomatidae
Source: the annotation of a GenBank genome assembly
AUGAACUUGGAUACAACAAAUAUCUAUAAGGAAAAAAUUGUCUUUUUAAUUACACGUGUUGAAUAUGCUAAUUUAUAUCAUACAAUGACAGAUUGGUAUAAUACUUAUCUAACAAUGAAAUUACUUAAUUUAUCCGUUAAUAAUAUACAUUUAUUAAUAACUGAUGGACAUCCUAUAGGUAAUUUAGAUGAAGUAUGGUAUCAAUUAUUUAAUUAUUCUAUAUCAAGAAUUGGUGCCUAUAGACAAAUUACAAAUCAUAUUAAUCAUAAUAAUACAAAUUUACUACCUAUAUUACCUAUGAAUAAGAAUUAUUUAUUACAUAUACAUAAACUUGUUAUAAUACCAUAUGGUUAUUCAAGUCCAUUAUAUGUUGAUAAACCACUUUUAUCUAAUAUGUAUAUUGAUGAAUUUCGACAAUUUCUUCUUCAAAGUUAUCAUUUAAAUAUCAAUGAUAAUUUAUGUUAUAAACACAUAGUAACUAAUUAUAAAUUACCACAAAUUAUUAUUAUUAGUCGACGUGAUUAUAUUGCACAUCCACGUAAUAUAAAUGGACAUAUUAGUAGAAAAAUCAAUAAUGAAUUACAAUUAUUAAAUAAAUUAAAACAAUUAGGUUUUAUAAAUUCAUUAAUUAUUGAUUUUAUUAAUUUAACUAUAAAUGAACAAUUAAAUUUAAUUAUUAAUACAGAUAUAUUAAUUGGUAUGCAUGGUGCUGGUUUAACUUAUAGUUUAUUAUUAUCAAAUACAUCAAUGGUAAUUGAAUUAUUCCCUAAUUAUUGUUGUAUUAAUAAUCAACAUUUUAUUAAAUUAACUAAAUUACGUCAUAUUGAUUAUUAUGCAUAUUAUGGUUUAUCAAUAAAUGAUAAUAAACAAUUAGAAUCAACUUAUAUACCGAUUGAUGAUUUUCAAACAAUCAUAUUACAAACUUAUAAUAAAUGGAAAGAAAAUUGUAAGAAAAUAAAUGAAAAAAAAAGUAGAUGA